Molecule: messenger RNA, 1481 nt
Organism: Pectinophora gossypiella (pink bollworm)
Lineage: Eukaryota; Metazoa; Arthropoda; Insecta; Lepidoptera; Gelechiidae
Exons: 3
Coding region: 72-1181 (369 amino acids)
Source: RefSeq, a predicted model, not a curated record
CCGCGCCGACCGACCACUCACCUUAAUGCCGAGAGCUGCCUAGAGAGCCCCGAGAGCCAAGUGCCCUCAACAUGCCGACACUGAGGAUCAUUCACUUUGCCCUCCUCACCAUAAUUUUCUCCUUUGCUGUGAGUUCCAAAAAUGAGUGGACCCCAAUACCUAUCGAAGAUAUAUACCGCAGACUGAGAGUCAAUAUUCAGAAACCUAACAACAUGUAUGACAUUGAUUCUUCAUGGACCUCUAACGUUGAACUGACAACAGAAAAUGACGAUGUAUUGAAAAGUGACGUCAUAAAAUUGGUAGAGCCUCAAAUGCUUUACAGUGACUUUGUAGUGAAAAGGUUUGGUUUGCCGCAGAUGAUGAGCAAAGACGAAAAAAAAUCUAACGAAGACAACACUGUAUCGAGCUCUUCUGCAAUCCAAGAUGAAACGGAUUAUAUUUCAACACAAGUGAAAACCAAAUCUAGUGAAGAGAAAGAAAUAAAACAAGGCGAUGAUAAAAGUAACAUCAAACUUCUCCCUAUAGAAACAUCUACAGAAAUAAGUGUGAGAAAAGCAAAGAAAAUUGAUACAACUGAUUUUGUAAGCGAGUUUCCAGAUAAUUUCGUUAACAGUAAAGAACAAAAUGUGAAUAUUGAAUCAAAAUACACUAUUAAACAGAACAUUCCGUCAGCUACACAAAGUUUAAAAGAAGAUAAUGUUCGAUCCUAUGAAGUUACUGAAAAUUCAGAAAUUAAAGACUUUUUCUAUCCCGAAACAAACAAUAUAAUCAGAUCUGGAUACAUCUACAAAGCACCUGUAGCUAACAAGAUGGUAUCAAAUUCCAACAUAACGGGGAUGUUUUUAGACAUUCUUGACAAGUAUAAAAUACACAAAAACGAUAACUUACAAAACUAUGCAAAAUCUAGAAUUGCAAGUGUUCAAAAAUCUGUUCCACCUCAAGUUAUAUAUUUGCCUUUGCCUUUAAAGGUUCUACACAGGUACAAUAGUCUAAACCACCUACCUGUAGAUCCAAUGUUGGCAGUUUUACUUUCAAACUAUGGAAUUUAUCUACCUUAUUCUUAUGGGCUUCAUAAUAACUAUAGAAAUCUUUACGGUUAUCUCGCUUCUAAUAAUAUUCAUAAUAAUCUUCCUUUUGGUCCGUACAAGGUGUUCGCUGAUACGGAUUCUUCCAGCAAGUGACGUCACAUUUCAGCCUGGUUGGUCCUACAGUCAGUUGUUACAAGACUAUUCCAAGUGCUUAAGCCAUUAAGUGGUUCGGUUUUAUUUAUUUAAGAAGUCUUGGAGUGAGUCUAGCCACUCAGCGCCUUAAUUCGCUUUUUAGAAGAACUACUUUAAUGUAGCCUUUUUAGAUUCCUAGGGUUAUUAGCGAAAAAGUGUGUAUAGUUUUCAAUUAUUAUGGUUGUUUUGUGUUUUAUAUUUGUAUUUUUAUAACUGUUGGUUGUCCUAAAAAUACAUAAAAUAAUGCCUGCGUUAUUACGG